AUGUUCUGGUCCGGAAUCAACGUCAUCCUCCUCCGGUUGCCGUCCUUGAUCAACCAAUGCCUCGACCAAGUUCGCAAGCAUCUCCGCCACGAUCUUGAGGAAAGUGCGCGGGUUCCUGCGUCGCCCUCGUUUCCUUUCCGGUUGGCAUUCAAGGACUUCGAGACUAUGUAUAACAGAUACGAGGAAGAGCCACCAUGGUCUCGCCGAAUACUGAACUCCGCAUUCCGUGUCGUCCCGAAAUAUCACAUGGAUCGGUGGAGGCCCCCUUGGGACGAGCAAGGCAAUCAGGACCCGAUGGAAUUUUUGGCCAGGAGCGACCGCAUGGCCAUGGAGCUCACGCAGCGGAGGCAAAGGUACCAGCAACUCGAAGAGAUCCCUCUCGCUCCUGCCAGGGAUAAGGACUCGGCCGAUGCUGCAGCACCCAAAGAACUACGGCUAGCGUCACGGCCCGGAGUAUGGGUGACGAGCGAUAUUCUCGACCUCGUCAAACACCUCCUUCGGUACGGUGUACGCUGCGUCGGCUACCAGGAUGCCGUGACUGACAUGGCAGAGGGGGUUGCUCCGGAGCACAGAAAGCAGGUCGAGGACUUGACGUUUGAGUUGUUCUCGGUAGUCAUUCGGCUCACUCUGAUGUUGGGCGCCCGCGCCGACAAUAUGGAGAGCCUCGCUGAUUUUGUUCGGCUGCUCACCACAGUUCGACUUGAGCGGGUCAGGCGGCUCGAUGUUAUGUGCGAACAGGCCUUUACUCCAAGAAGUCACGGAACGUGUGCAUGUAACCAUGCACCUAGCAAGAACGACUCCGGGCCGAAGGCCGGGGAGAUAGCCGCGGCGGUGGCCCGGCAGGUUGAACAAACAAUCGAGGACAAGCUUGGGGUUUCCCAGACCGGCAUGGUCCGCGAGAUUCAGGGUCACGUCUCGAGCGUGGUCAAAGAGGAGGUCUCCCGCCUGGUGGAACAAAUGCAAAAGAAUCUCGAAAGAAGAUGUACCAAGAAGUACAGCGCCGGGUUACUCUGGUCACCUGGGAAUGGCGGCCCGUAG
Molecule: messenger RNA, 1038 nt
Organism: Chaetomium globosum CBS 148.51
Lineage: Eukaryota; Fungi; Ascomycota; Sordariomycetes; Sordariales; Chaetomiaceae
Exons: 1
Coding region: 1-1038 (345 amino acids)
Source: RefSeq, a predicted model, not a curated record